Mya arenaria is the source of this 1969-nucleotide messenger RNA. RefSeq lists its product as uncharacterized. The record is from RefSeq and is a predicted model, not a curated record. The coding region runs from base 318 to 1232 and encodes 304 amino acids. The transcript is spliced from 3 exons. Lineage: Eukaryota; Metazoa; Mollusca; Bivalvia; Myida; Myidae.
UGGCGAAUGUUCAGGUAAAGGACAUGCUAAAAGAUGAACACAAAAGGAAUUAUGUUUCAUGUAAGAUCGCUCUUGAUAAAACAGGCGAGGCCGUGUUGCCUUUUUCGGAAGCCAAACUUAAAUAUGUACAUCAGCGAAUCUCACAACAAGUCGGAAAUCGAAUUAUUUGUCAAAACCAGUGCAGUAAUGGAAUACGAGAUGUCAACAGAUGGUGCAUCACCUGUGGUUUAUGGAGACAAGCAUUGAUAGGGUUUCAUACAAAUCCGAGGGAACUGGUAUGGCAUAAGCUUCAAUCAUGAGAAUGGCCGAAAAAUCACAUGAACCUAGCUGAAGUAUUUAUGCUGCAAAAUUGGGAUAAAGCUAACAUGAACACAAAUGAUUUAUCAGUGGCGUUGACAGUUACGAAAAAGUGCUCAGUCUUUCCACCCACAAUAUUGCCUUUGGCUGAUAAACUCCGAAAAAGCAGAAACAAGAUAGCUCACACAACAUCACUCGAUGAACAUGACAACCAAACAGUAUUUUAUAACAUAAAGCAGGUUAUUCAACAUGCAGAUGUGGUCAACUACUUACAGAAUCCCCACGAGAUACAAAAUAUCAUCAAUGACCUUGAAAAUGGUGACCUUUUUAAAUUUGAAAACGAGUUAAAAGAAAUAGUGAAGAACACGAAUGAAGUGAAAAAGAGACUGAUUACUCUUGAUACAAAGCUUAACAUGGUACAUGAAGACCAAUCGAAUACGUUUAGAACUAUUCAACGGAGUGUCAUAGCAACGUGUAUGGUCGCUUUGGCUGCUGUACUGGUGUCAGUAAAACCAGACUUGCAGAGGACCUUCAAAAUUUUACACUUUAAACCACCCAUGGAGAAAACGGGCUGUCUGCAGGAGUAUUCGCCUAUUUUUCCAAAAUCGCCACUGCUUGUGGAUUUCUUCAAAUAUCAUGGACCUCUCGUUGGGCGGAUAUGGAUGUUUAAGUUAUUAGAGGAAGAACUGAAAAAAACAAAGAAAAAUGGCAUCCUAUUGGAAGCUGACAUGGGUUAUGGGAAAUCCGCUGUUGCUGCACACAUUAUCUGUGCCAAAGAGGGUGACACAGGUAUAGAACUGAGAAAAAGGCUUAUUGCUUUUCAUGUUUGUAAAUUUGAUGUUAAGAAAACACACGACGCCGGCAUCUUUAUUCAACGACUAGUUUUAAUGAUCUCAAACAAUAUUCCAGAAUUUAAUGAGACUGUAAACGAAUAAUGUUUACAUUCCUUCAAAACCGGUCAAUGUGCCUCUGAUCCGUUUGGUUGCAUUGACGAAUGCAUUAUUUUCCCUUUAAAACGAACGAAUAUAACUGAUGGAAGUGAAUAAUACAGACUCAUAAUAAUCGAUGCUUUGGAUGAAUGCCAUGAAACAUUUUCGUUUGAAAAAAGUAACAAAAUUUUCAAUCUCAUGGAACGCCGUGCACAUAUGUUACCAAGUUGGAUCAGGUUGCUCGUAACGAGUAGAAGGCUACCACGUAAUGGAAGACUUAAAUACAAUUUAGUUAGAACUUACUUUCAUAACCUUGAAACCCGGAAUUUAAAUGACAUAGAUCUAUAUUUAAACCAGUCUUUUAGAGAAAAAAGCGUUACAAUUUUCCAGCUUGCUGUUAAUGCUGAUUAUACAAAACCGAACCAGAUAAGUAAUUUGAGGAGAUAUUAUCAAGACCAGUUUGAUAGAUGGUAUGAUCACGGGUUCGAUUUUUCGAACUCGAUUUUGGAAGCCUUGGUGACGACUUAUCUUAAAAAAACUCCAGAUAAUAUACGUAACGUGAUUUCUUCAAAUGCUGUCAACAAGUUAUCACUUUCCAUGUUUGAAAAGGAGCUAUCCAUUAUACAACAGUUCACAAAUAUUAUUGAUGGCGAAAUUGAGUUCAAACAUUUUUCGUUGUUCAAGUGGCUUGAAGAAGAGUGCCCCGAUGAGAAAUAUAGACUAUCCCUUUCAAAUGGUCAUCA